GAUCAAAAAAAGUUUUACAUAACAAUAAUAGGUUUUUAAAAUUAAGAUUUUUUGUAAAUUUUUUAUUUAUUAUUAUUAAGUUACUAAUAUAAAUAUGUUACUAACUUAUUAUGUGACUUUAAUUAACAUUUUUUUUAUCCUGUCAUUUGAUGUGUAAAUAUUGUAAAAUUGGAUUACAAUGUCUCGUUUGGCAGAUUAUUUUGUGAUCGUUGGUUAUGAUCACGAAAAAGAGCGAAGUGGAACUAGUAAAGGAAUAAUUGUGCAACGUUUUCCAGAAAAAGACUGGAGUGAUACACCUUUUAUUGAUGGAAUUGAAUGGUUUUGUCAACCACAAGGGUGGUCUUUAUCAUCUGAAAGGCAAGAACCCCGUUUUUUUGUUUUUGUUCUUACUGAUGUUGAAGCAGAACGACAUUAUUGUGCAUGUUUGUGUUUCAAUGAAACUGUAUCCAUUAUUCCUAGUAAACCUGUUGAUGAAGAUGAAGAUACAGUUGUUGAAAAUAUAGCCCUUGUUAAAAAUAAUAUCACCAAUCAGAGAAAACAUCAUAGUAUUAUGUAUGCUCCAAAAUGUUUGGUUUUAGUAUCAAGAUUAGAUUAUAUUGAAACAUUUAGAAAUUGUUUGGGAAUAAUAUAUACAGUUUAUGUAGAUAAUGUUGAAACACCUUUAGAAAAUUUAAUAGGAAAUAUGUUAGGCUGUAUACAAGUUCCUCAACCUGGAGGGCCACAAGUACGAUUUAGUAUUGGUGCAGGAGAUAGACAAGCUUUACAACCUCCUUUAUCCUCUACAUUACCUGUCACUAAAAGUUCAGUUUAUCUAUUAUUUCAAGAACUUGGUAUUCAUAAUGUUGUGGUUUUAUUUUGUGCUAUUAUGACAGAACACAAAGUUUUAUUAACUUCUAGAAGUUAUACCAGGUUGACUGAAAGUUGUUCAGCUCUUGCAGCUUUAAUGUAUCCUUUUAAAUAUAGUCAUGUUUAUAUUCCAUUACUACCAGCUGGGUUAGUGGAAGUUCUAUCAACUCCAACUCCAUUUUUGAUGGGAAUUCAUGCAUCUUUAAAAACUGAUGUUUCUGAACAAAUGGAUGUCAUAGUAGCUGAUUUGGAUGGAGGUAAUAUUCUUGUACCUGAUGGUAUAAGUCUUCCACUUCUUCCUGAACCAUUGUUAACCCAGACUCAAGACUGUUUAAGUCUAGUACUACAACCUGAAUUAUGUUGUGCUGAUCAUGCAUUUCCUCCAAAUUCCAAUACUGUUCAACCACCACCUCCUACAAUAAUUGAUAAACAAGUUAGAGCAGUUUUUAUGAGAACAUUUGCUCAACUUUUUCAAGGGUAUAGGUCUUGUUUGACAAUAAUUAGAAUUCAUCCAAAACCUGUCAUAACAUUCCACAAAGCUGCAUUUUUAGGAGAGAGAUGCUUGAUGGAUGAUGAAUUUACAACAAGAGUAUUAGAUUGUAUGUUCUUCAAUAGUUUUGUUGCUGAAAGAGGUCCAGCUUGGCGAUCUUGUGAUCAGUGGGAUGAGUUGUAUUGUAACAUGAAUGAACUUCUAAGAAGUGAAACUUUAGAUGAUGGACGUUUGAUUUUAACUCAUAUUGAAGAUCUAGCCCAAGCUUUGUACUUAAAUGAAAAUCCUAAUCCUCAACCAUAUGUUCAAAAAAUUUUAAAACCCCCUGAAGGAGCAUUUACUCGUAUUCAUCAGCCUUCCUUUCCUAAAAUUGAUCCAAAUCAUGUUCAAACUAUUAUUAAUGACAAUUUAGCAAAAAAUAACUUAAAUUAUAAGCUUUCAUCUAUCAGACCAGCUCCACCACGAAUAGUACCAAUGGGACCACCUAUUACUAAUUGUAAUGACUUAAGAACAACUUUUAGUAAUUCUGCUAGACGAUUAGAGGUAUUACGUAAUUGUGUUAAUUGCAUAUUUGAAAAUAAAAUUUCUGACGCUCGCAAAACUUUUCCUGCUGUUUUAAGAGCCCUAAAAUGCCGAGCAGCAAGAUUGGCUUUAUGUACUGAACUUUCACAACAUGUACAAGGUAAUAAAGCCAUGUUAGAGCAUCAACAGUUUGAUUUAGUUGUACGAUUAAUGAAUUGUGCAUUACAAGAUGGGUCUCCUAUGGAUGAAUUUGGCAUAGCAGCUGCUCUCUUACCUUUGGCAACUGCUUUUUGUCGUAAAUUGUGCACAGGUGUAAUACAAUUUGCAUAUACUUGUAUUCAAGAUCAUGCAGUUUGGAAAAAUCAAAUGUUUUGGGAGUCUGCCUAUUAUUUAGAUGUUCAGAGAGAUAUAAGAUCAUUAUACUCAGAUAAUAGUAUUGUAAAUCAUAAACGGUCUUCAUCAGUAAAUAUUUCUAAUUCUCGUGAUGGUUAUAUUAAAGAUCAUCUAUUACAUGAUAAAUACAGCAGAUCUCAAGAACCAUCCGCUCUAGAAAUAGCAGCUGAGCAAAUGAGGUUACGUCCAUCAAAUAAUUCAGACAAACUCAAAGAAUACAUAUCUAGUGAAGAAUCUACAUUAUAUAGCCAAGCAAUUCAUUAUGCCAAUCGAAUGGUUUAUUUACUUGUUCCAUUAGAUGCUGGUAGUAGUAAUAUUAAAAAUUCAUCAAAUUAUCAAACAACUAAUAAAGCUAUAGAUGACGAAAGAACAUCAAAUAGUAUAACAAAUAGUGCUGUUGAUAGAUCAGGAAGUAUUUGUGAAUCUGAUAUUGAAAAUGGUUUUAUUGAACCUGAACCCAAUGAAAUUGGCAAUAAAGUCAUUAAAAUGGUUAGUCGUUUUGUUGACAAAGUUUGUACUGAAGGUGAAGUUAGUGAAGAACAUAUUCGUUCUUUACAUCAAAUGAUCCCCGGUGUAGUUCAUAUUCAUAUUGAAACAUUAGAUGGUGUUAGUAGAGAAUCUAAACGCUUACCACCUAUACAAAAGCCCAAAAUAUUGACACCAAAUAUGCUGCCAGGUGAAGAACCAUUAAUGGAUGGUUUAAGAGUUUACUUACUACCAGAUGGAAGAGAAGAAGGAUUAGGGGGAUUAAUAGGGGGUCCUCCACUUUUACCAGCUGAAGGAGCAAUUUUUAUAACCAACUAUCGUAUAGUAUUUAAAGGGACUCCAUUAGAUCCAUUUGCUUGUGAACAAGUUGUUAUAAGAGCAUUUCCUGUAACAUCUUUAACUAAAGAAAAACGUAUUACUGUCCAAUAUUUGGCCCAUCUUGACCAAUGGCUACAAGAAGGUCAUCAAUUCAGGUCUUGCACUUUCCAGCUGAUAAAAGUAGCAUUUGAUGAAGAAGUUAAUGCUGAGGAUAUUGAAUGUUUCCGAAAGUUUAUUCAUAAAGUACGUCAUCCACCCAAUGUAUUUAACCAUUUUGCAUUUACAGGACAAGUUCCAAUUUAUGAAAUGCCUAUAACCAAUGAUAAAGAAAAAAAUGCUACUUUAAGGGGUUUUGCUAAAAAAACACUAAUGAAAACAGCUAGAAAAGCUGGAUUUAAACAAAAAAGUUCGUCAAAACGUCACAAGUAUGUUUUGCCUAAUGUAUCAUCUAAUUCUAUAAAUAAAAGUAAUAAGUAUCUAACCACACCUGGUCGGAUGACUCUCCCACCUUUUAUUAACUCUGAUGAUGUAUCUAUGAACGAAUUUGACAUUAGUCCAUUAAAUAACCCAAGUAUUGUAUCUAAUGUAUCAGAUCCCAAAACACUGGAAAGAAUAUCUGAAAGAAGUUAUGUUAGAGACUGGAUGCGUCUUGGUCUAACACCUAAAAACACAAGUUCAAAUACAUUAGGCCAAAAAAGUCAUACCAAAGAACCAUUUAAAAUAACAUCUCUUAAUUCAGCCUAUCUUAUGUGUCGAAGCUAUCCAGCCCUUUGGGUUAUUCCAUCAUCAAUAUCAGAUGAUAGUAUACGAAGAUUUUAUCGAAAUUAUCGCCAUAGUAGAGUUCCAAUAAUAACAUGGCGUCAUCAACUGACAUCAGCUUUAUUACUUCGAGGUGCUGGAUACCAUGGGAAAAAUAUCAUAGGAAUGUUGAAAUCGACACAUCCGUCAUCUGCUGGUACACUAAAUUCUGAAACAAACUCAUCCAUUGAACAAGAACGUUACUUAUCGGCUAUUGUAGCUUCAACACCUUUAUCAAAUCUUAGACGUAGUGGAGCAGCAUGGGGUUUAUCAGGCAGUAGUCUCAGCAUUAAUUCUCUGUUAUUAGCUGCUGAUGAAAGCAUUAUAUCGCAAGAUAAUGCACGGGGAUCCAAACAAUUCUCCAAAAUAUCUAGAGGACUAAAUAGAUCUAGUGGUAGCAAAACAUUUGGUCGUUGGGGAUCAGUAAAAGAAAACAACAUUAAUAUAACAUCAAAUAGUUUUCAUUCUAAUAUGUUUCAAAAUCAAGAAAUGUCAUGCAUGCCAGAUCAGGAAUCUAAUGCUGAUGAUAUGCCUGAGUUUCAUAGAGCUGCAUUGUAUAUACUAGGAGACAAAACUCAAAUGAAGGGUAUGAAAGGUGAUUCUAUUAUGAAAAUUGAUUUUAUUCCUGUUGAAUAUGCUGAUAUUCGUCAUAGCAAAACUUCAUUUAAAAAAUUGAUGCGAGCUUGUGUACCUAGUUCUACAAGUAAUGAACCUGAACAAUCAUUUUACAAAAUGAUUGAAUGUUCUGACUGGUUGCAGCAGUUGAGAAAUAUUAUGCAAUUAUCAGGAGCUAUUGUAGAUCUUAUCGAUGUACAGGGUUCUUCUGUUAUGUUGUGUUUAGAGGAAGGUUGGGAUAUUACUUGUCAACUUUCAUCUAUUGCUCAAUUGUGCAUGGAUCCAUAUUAUCGUACUAUAGAAGGAUUUCGAGUGUUAAUUGAAAAAGAAUGGUUGGCAUUUGGACAUCGUUUUAGUCACCGCAGUAAUUUAGCUACUGCGUCACAAGCAUCUGGUUUUGCACCAACUUUCCUACAAUUUCUUGAUAUUGUGCAUCAAAUACAAAGCCAAUUUCCACUAUCAUUUGAGUUUAAUGACUAUUAUUUACGUUUUCUGGCCUAUCAUUCAGUAUCUUGUCGUUUUCGAACAUUUUUGUUAGACUGUGAAUUAGAAAGAGUAGAAUGCGGAGUUGCUGCUGUAGAAGAUAAACGAGGAUCCCUAACAUCUCAUCACAAAAAUGUAGAUACUGGUUCUGAUGAUGAUAUUGUAUAUCCAGGUGGCCGUUUAGCUGGUAAUAAUAUUCAAUCAAGUUACAUACCGAAUUUAGGACAGUCUGUAUUUGAUUAUAUUGAAAAAUAUAAUGCUCGCACAUCAAUAUUUUAUAACUUUAUGUAUAAUCCAAUUAUAGAACAAUCAGUUUUAAGACCACAAUCGUCACUACCUAACUUAAAUAUAUGGCAAUAUUAUUUAAAUGAAGAAUUAGCUCAUGGUCCAAGUUAUGAUCUUGAAAUAAUACAAAUGGAUAUGCAGCAAGAAGAAGAAGCUGAAGCUGCUGAUGGCAUCCCUCGAGAAACAUUGAGAAAAGUUAUUACAACAGGGUAUCAUAUUGUUGAAAGAUAUACUCCAGAUGCUUUCAAAUACUUAUUAGAUGAAAUUCAUAAACUUGAAAAUGAACUAGGACUUCUACCUCAAAAGUGGAAAGUUCUUUGGGAUAAAUUAGAACUACCCAAGACUGACUCAUUAAAGCGUAAUUCUUCAUUUAGUACUCAACUAGUUAGAUACCAUGGACGAUUAUUGCACAAACGAUCAACUUUAGAAAUUCUUAUGAGAGGCAAAAUGAACAAUACAUCUUCAUCAAAUGUUGACUCAAACCCUCCUCAUUCACAUCCGCAUCGUUUUGAAAAAUAUAAUUUUACUACCCCUACUUAUUGUGAUUUUUGUUCUAGCCUUCUUUGGGGCCCAGUUAAGACUGGUAUGAGAUGUUGUGAUUGUGGAUAUAGUUGCCAUGAAAAAUGUUCAGAAAAUGUUCCAAAGAGUUGCACAAAAUAUAAAUCUGUAUCGGAUAGAACUUUGAACAACCAAAAUAGUAAUAGAAACUGUAGUGAUACGGCUUCAGUAAAUUCCAAUAUGAAUGGCAUCCACCAACAGUACUAUGAACAGUUUUCUUCAAAUGUAGCUGAAAAUAGAACUCAUGAAGGAUAUUUAUAUAAACGUGGUGCACUAUUAAAAGCAUGGAAACAGCGUUGGUUUGUAUUAGAUUCUAUUAAACAUCAGCUUAGAUACUAUGACUCAUUGGAUGAUUCUCACUGUAAAGGAUACAUUGAUCUUGCUGAGGUUAUGUCAGUAACUCAAGCUAAUCCAUCACCGGGUGCACCAAAGAAAACAGAUGACAAAUCAUUCUUCGAUUUGCGUACUAACAGAAGAACAUACAAUUUUUGCGCUAGUGAUAUGACUACUGCACAAGAAUGGAUUGAAAAAGUCCAAGCCUGCUUACAAUAAAUGAUUGGUGUCAAAAUAUUUAGUUUUAUUUUAUAGUUUUUUGUUGGUAAAAUGUAAUAAAUAUUUAAUUUUAGUGAAAUGGCCAAUUUAUUUAUAUAAAUAAAAAACUAUAUGGUCUUAUCAUUAAGUUUAAACAAAAUGUGAUAGUUUUGCAUAUUAUUACUAUUUAUUUUUUCACAAAUUCUUUUAAUUGUUUUUAUAUUUUAGUUGUAAUACUAUCUUACUCUUACAUUCACAUUUCUGAUAUGAAUUUUAUUAAUCCAAUGCUUUUCAGUCUUUCUUAUUUAUUAUUUAUUGUUUAUACUUAAAAGACUUUAAAAUUUGGUGUAAAUAUAAGUCAUAUUAUAAUUCAACUUCUAAAUAUCAUGACUUCAUAAAUUUCAACAGAGUCAUAUCUGUUACUAUGUUUAUGUUUAUUUUUGUUAUAUCUUGUUUUUUUUUUAUGUUCAAUAAUUUAUAAAAACAAUUUGUAUAUGUAUUUAAAUUUUAUGUAUUAUUAGAUAAAGAAAAUGCACAAAAAAUUCUCUCAACUUUAAAUUGAGAUAUUUACUUUCCUAAAUAAGUUACCGGCAGUGUUUGUGAAGAUCAUUUUUCCACUUGGUUGUUUUAUAAUAAUCUAUAAUAAGUUAUUACUAGUUACUGGUUAAAUUAGAGGUAUACAAUUAAAAUAUAUACCAAUUUUUUAAA
Daktulosphaira vitifoliae (grape phylloxera) is the source of this 7033-nucleotide messenger RNA. It is a transcript of the gene Sbf, whose product is annotated as myotubularin-related protein 13. The transcript has 33 exons. Bases 179 to 6346 code for a protein of 2055 amino acids. The record is from RefSeq and is a predicted model, not a curated record. NCBI's taxonomy places the organism in Eukaryota, Metazoa, Arthropoda, Insecta, Hemiptera, Phylloxeridae.